Sceloporus undulatus (fence lizard) is the source of this 2798-nucleotide messenger RNA. RefSeq lists its product as uncharacterized. The coding region runs from base 1 to 1851 and encodes 616 amino acids. The transcript has 12 exons. NCBI's taxonomy places the organism in Eukaryota, Metazoa, Chordata, Lepidosauria, Squamata, Phrynosomatidae. The record is from RefSeq and is a predicted model, not a curated record.
AUGCAGCGCAGGAGGCGCCCCCGCCUCACAUCUUGCCUCCUCCAGCUGCUGGGCAGCAGCCGGGUGGAGGAGGAGGUGGCGCAGCCCGCUGGCGGCAGUGGGGCCAGGCGGCCGGGGCCGUGCGGGGACGGAAGGGAGGAGCGGCCCAUGGGCUUCCCCUUUGCCUCCUCUGCCCAAGGCCGUGACCAUCCUCUCCUCCCUACACACAAGAUAAGCACGGAGGAGCGAGGGCGGGCGCCAAGGCCUCUGGCCGAGGAGAGACGAGCGAGCGGUGGCGGCUGGUGGAGGCCGCGCAUCGCAGGACUGGCUGGGGCUGGCUCCUCGGCGCCUCAAGCCGGCGCCUCGAGCGAUUUGCGAAGCCGGCGCCGCGGGGGGCCCUCCCUGCGCUGCGGCUUCCAAAGCCUCGCGAGGACGCCCCUCCGGAGGCACUUGGAAGCGGGCAAGGGGCCCUCCCUGGCUGCGGCUUCCAAAGCCCUCUGCGAGGAUGCCCCUCCGGAGACCUUGGAGCCGGCCCGAGCGGCGGCCCUCCCUGGCUCGCUGCUUCCAAAGCCUCCGGCAUGGACGCCCGCCUCCGGAGUGAGAACAUUUGAAAUACACCCAUCUCCUCUUCCUCUUCUCCCUUGUGAUCUCUGUCCAAAUGGCUGGAUUGGUUACCAGAGGAAAUGCUACUACUUUUCAGCAGCUGAAAGAAACUGGACCUCUAGUAGUUUACACUGCUCUUCUCACAAUGCCUCUCUGGCUGUGAUUGACUCUCAAGAAGAGAUGAGUUUCCUUUUACGUCACAAAAGUCCUCCUGACCACUGGAUUGGUCUCCGAAGAGAUAAUCCAUUGCAGACCUGGAGAUGGAUUAAUGGAACCAUUUCCCAUGAAUGGCUUACAGUUCGUGGAGGGGGAAGUUGUGCAUAUGUGGACCAUGAAGGUAUUGCCGGCUCCAGCUGCACAAGAGAAGAACACUGGAUCUGCAGCAAACCAUUCCACCACUCUUGCUUCCAGCCAGCAAAGAGAAUGGAAGAACUGGUCUCCAAAGUUCAUGAUGAUGAGGGUGGUGGUGGUGGUGGUGGUGAUGAUGAUGACCAUCAGACUGUGUCAGAAGUGGGGAUCCAGAGUUCCAUCUUGCAGAGCAAAAUGGUUGAAACUCAUGAAAGUAAAGAAGGAUGGCAGCACAGUUAUCCCCUGGAUUCACAUGCGAAAGAGAACGAAAUAAUGAAUGGAAGCAUCCAAGCAGAGAACUAUGAAGAUGAAUGGGCAAGAAGUGAGAGUUCUGACUGGAAAAGCAUUUCAUGCCUCAGAAGUAAAAAGAGAAAGUAUAUAUUACGCAGAGCAAUUCUGUGGGUGGCAGUUGGGAGCGUGAUUCUGAAUCUUUCUCUCAUCAUUGCAUUAUCCGUGAGAAGAUGUGAAAUAUGUUCAGCUUCUCUUCAUCUUCUUCCUGGUGACUUCUGUCCAAAAGGUUGGAUUGGUUUCCAGAGGAAAUGCUACUACUUUUCAGCAGCUGAAAGAAACUGGACCUCUAGUAGUUUGCACUGUUCUUCUCACAAUGCUUCAUUGGCUGUGAUUAACUCACAAGAGGAGAUGAGUUUCUUUUUACGUUACAAAAGUCCUCCUGACCACUGGAUUGGUCUCCGAAGAGAUAAUCCAUUGCAGCCCUGGAAAUGGAUCAACAAUACCCUUCUUCAUGAAUGGUUUAAGAUUUAUGGAGGAGGAAGGUGUGCCUAUCUGAACCAUGAAGUUAUUGCCAGCUCCAGCUGCACAAGAGAAGAACACUGGAUCUGCAGCAAACCAGCUGAGAGAUGGCAUCCUGUCACUUCUACGAGUCCAUCCUCAGACUUCCGUGUGCAUGAAUCAAACUACUAAGAUACUCAUAAUUAUUGGGUCUCUGCCUCGCUCAGCAUGCAGAGUAUUGGCAGUGUUUGCAUUUUCCUUCAGAGAAAGGAUCUUGAAACUUGGGACGAAGCAGCUUUAUGAAUAUUGACUGACAUGAGGCAUAGUGGUGUCCCUUAAUACCACUGAACUGUAACAUUGUUUUGCACCAGUAGUGUUAGUUAGUGCUCUAUGUGACAUACACACUUUUUUUGUGCUUGCAUAGCUCCUUUUUUACAUGGUCUCUGACUCAUAUCUAUGGGUCUAACAUCUCCAUUGAACUAUAUGUGGACUAUUCUGGAGAGGAAUAGAAUGCUGAAGUACUUUGCUCAUAUCCUUUCCCCUAUUCCAUGCAAAGAGUAGCAUUGGGAUAUUCUCCCACUGAGUGACCUUCUUGAGUCUGAAGCUGAGUUUGUUUUGUGUGGUUUUGUUUUUAUUAAAAAUCCCCUACAGUUCUUUUUACUUGAAUACAUCUGGGCAGCUUAGUACUUCUGUGCCUAUUAAUGGUGUUUAAUAUUUCCCUUAUGAUCUGUCAAUACAACAUUUUCUUCUUUCUUUGCUCAUGUGGUGCAAGUUGACUAACCCAAGAAUAGCUAACUGGAUUACAAGACUUGCUUUGAUAUUUGGACAUAUGGAUUGGCUGAAGGGCUGCUCUAUUUUCCCCAAUGGGAAUGACUAGUGAGCCAAUGGGAAAAAUUGAUUCCAAACAGGCCCCCUUUUCAUAAUGGGAAUGGGGGGCCUUUUGUAAUCGAUUUGUUUAGUGGGGCAGAGCCAAAUCAGGAUGCGGGUUAUUCCUCCAGUGGGAAUGAGCCCAUAGAAACUGAAUAAUAGUAAAGAGAAUGAAUAAGAGGAGGUGGAAGCAAAUAAAUUUUGUUUGAAGGGAAGAAUAAAUAAUAUUGUUGGUGGUUAAAAAAAUGUUGUACCAACAUAGAAAAGUAAAA